AUGAUAUCUCAACCUACUGGAACCACACAUGAUGAUGUGAAUGAGCCAGUGGUUGAUGGAAGUAAUGCCGUGGCAGGUAACCUGGAAGGCACUCGGUUAGAUACGAAGAAGUAUGAGCAGGUUACUCCACUUGCAAGUUUCUCGCCCGAUGAAUUGUCAAAGCUACGUCAUGUAUUCCCUGACGCCUAUCAAGCUCUGUUGCAGUAUGAACAAUUGUGUCGUCAUAGUUCUGCGAUAGUUCAGGUAAAAGAAACUGAGUUGCAACGAAGCAUUGACGUCGGCCAAGAGGUACUUAGUCGAAUAGAUGCGCUACAGCUGCGGUGCGCUCAGCUGGCGAAGGAGCGUGAUGAUGCGCUUGCGAUGGGUCAGGAACAUGAGUCCCACUUACGGGAGAAUAUUGAGGAGUUGCAACAGCUUUUGGAAGAGCGAGAAAAGGAAAUAUCCCAUUUGAAGGCGAUGCAACAUGAUGUUGAGGAUGAGGGGCGGCGCUUGCAGUCAAAACUUUCCGUUAUGAGUCUUCCUGCAGCAGCACAAAUCGUCGUUCUGCAUAAUCAGUUAGUGCAGCUAAUUGAGCGUGUUGAGCAGGUGUGCAACAACAAACGGUCAUCUUCAUCUGUGGCGUCCACAGCGCGCAUGAGUGUAGCGAGUAUCCCUACAGAUGGGAACGAAGCCGAAACUGUAGUGUUAUUAGAGCAAUGGUUAGCAGAUUCUUUGGACCAAACCAUACAGCGCACAAAUGAACUAACAAACGCAGUCCACCUACUGGAUGAGCAACUUCAACACGCAAAGCACCAAGUUGAGCAGUCGGAAAGGAAGUGUCAGGAAUCGGAGAACAAAAUUAUUACUCUACGACAUGAAAACGAUCAACUCCAAGGCGAGCUUGUAGCACUACAAAAGGACGUCCAGGCACUUGACAGACAAGCUGAAGAGCUGAACGCGGCCGGUUUCCACCGUCACAUGGAUGCGGUGAACUCUAAGCAACACGAAUUAGAAGAGGUGCGGCGCCAGCACUCCGCACAGUUGUUGUUGCUUAGAGAACAGCAUGGAGAGGAGCUGCGCUCCCUUGAGGAGGAAACACGAUCGCUUCGGGCCGAGCUGAGCCGUUAUCGCGAUGGAACCGCGGUGCCCGCCACUUACAACAGUCCGUCGAAGCCAUUGGAAGUGCAAAUGUCGGAUCAUCAAAAGCAGCAACUUCAGGAGCUAGUCAACGACUUCGAAUCUGAGAAACAUCGACUUGUAGGAGUAAUAGAGCAGCUGGAAAACGCACUGCUUGAUGGUAAAAGUAGUUAUCAACGUUUGGUGGCGCAGUACGAGGAGGAGCUACAGCAGCAGCAACUCCGUGCAGCAGAGCUGGUGAGGACCGCUGCUGAGAAUGGCAGACUCAAGGAGCAACUAGAGCAUGCAACUGCCUCCAUUUCGGUCGUUGGUGAGCUAACGAAGGCGCUUGAAACGAAGGAGCUGUACAUCGCUACCCUUAAUCAGCAAAUUCGUGAAUUGAGUAUGGAGGUGACGAAGCUGAAAGGGGCGGCUCAUUCAUCGAAAAACCAGGGAGUUGCGCGAGGAAGCAUCUCGAAAAAUUAUGAGGAUAUGGAAAUGGAGUUGAAGCAGGAGCGGGAGAAUUCUCAGCAACUGGGCGCUUCACUAGCCGCUGUCCGCUCGCAGUUGGAUGAGCUGACGGUUCUUUUCAGCGAGCAGAAGCGCCGCGUGCGUGACUGCCUCCGGUGUCCACCACCACAACUGGGAAUGGAUCGGGAGCGGGUGACAUCUCUUCUGCAAGCCAGCGCCAGCCGUGCAGCAACGCGUUUCUUCAACUGUUUAGAACAACAGCACCGGCACCUCAACUCACUUUCGCAUCAUGCCUUCACCCUGUACGGAGGCGUGGAGCCCAUGCAAACGAAGGAAGAAGGAGCGGCAAAUCGAAAAGCGUCAGGUGUUGCAGCGGCACACUAUUCUUCUUCCAUUUCCUCAUUCCCUGGAAUGGCAAACGGGCUGAAAAAGCCUCGGAGUCGCCAACAAGUUCAACUGGAGCAGAUCCAGAAGAAUGCUAGUCGAUUCAGCUCUCCUGCGCGAUCACCAUUACUCGAGGACGAGUGCUCCGCCCCAGGUUACGUGGUCCUUCAAAAUAGUGAGACUGCGGCUGCCUUGUCUACUGCAAUGGUGCGCUUUCUGAAUGAUUUGACAGAAGCUGUGGUGCAGCAACUGUUGCAACCAUACACAGGUCCACUUGAGGCCCUUCAACGGUUGCAUAGUGCCUUUAACCCCUUGAUGGGCGCGCACAACGAACACUGGACACGGAAAGGAGACACGAUAAGUAGCGACAUUGUUCACCAUAGUGUCAGUUUGGAUAACAUUGAGGUAUCUGCUGACGAGAAUGCGUCUAUGCUGAGGUUACCGACCUCACUGGCGCAGCAGGAGAAGGUCUCUCCCAACGAUAUUAUUUGGACAACCGUAACUGAGGGGAUUAUUGACGCUUUUGUUGACGCAUGCACAGUCGUGUUUCAGCGCGUGUAUCGUGCAGCUGGAUCUCAGCUUCAGCAGUGUGAAGAGAGGCUGAAGCAAGCUAAUCGUCAGGUGCAGGCGAACUGCGAGGAGCGUAUCCGUCGCACAGCUCUCUCUAUGGUGGAGGGGGAGGGAAAUCUUAAUGCCCAACUUCAGGUUGCAGAAACAAAAAUUCAGUCUGCACAUCAGGCUCUCGACAUACUGCAGGGAAAGUAUGAGAAGGAGGCUUCACGCUGCUGUGAGCUCUCAGCUCAGGUGAAGCGACUGGAGGGACGGCUGACCGAAAAACAACGCGAGUUGGAAACAGAACGCCUUCAGUGGCGGCAUACGGUCCGCGAGCUUCAAGAUGCUUGUGGCAUUGCUAAAGAGCAGCAUGCGGAACAGGGAACGCGGCACCAACAUCAGGUGCAAGAGCUGCAAGAACUACUGCGUAAUGUGCGGCAGCAGCUGCAAGCAGCUCGUGACGAAGGUCAUAGACUACGCCUCGAAGUGGAAAGUGUGCAGGCGGAGCACCAACAAAAGAUCCAAUGGCUGGAACAAGAGCAGCAGAAAACGCGUAGUUCUGAAGGAAAGGCCGAGCAUGCGUUGCAGAACUUACGUGAGCAGUUAGCCGCAUCCAACACAGCGUUGCAGGUGAAACUGAACGAGGAAACAGCGCGUGUGCAGCGUGCUAACGCAAAUGUUGAGUCGUUGCAAUCUGUGUUGCGCGAUGCGCAGUCUGCCUAUCAGCUCUUGCAGAGUGCGUUAUCGGAUGAGCAGGAUCGACGGGAGAUGGCUGAGGAGCGCGUGGAGGGGCUGAAUAGGGAGCUGGCGCUGCUCCGCAGCCGCCUACAGGUGCAGCAGCAGCGAGUAGCGGAGAUGCAAGAGGCGGAGCGACUUCAGCAGUGCCAAUUGGAUGCUGAGGCAAGGAAGAAUGAAGCUUUGCUGAGGGUGAAUCGUGCACUCGAAGGCCGUCUCUCAGAAGUGGAAGGUGACAGGGAACCGCUGCGGCAGCAGUUGCAGAGUUUACUACUGUUGAAGCACUGCUAG
This is a messenger RNA of Trypanosoma brucei brucei TREU927, 3528 nucleotides long. RefSeq lists its product as hypothetical. The transcript has a single exon. Bases 1 to 3528 code for a protein of 1175 amino acids. The record is from RefSeq and is a predicted model, not a curated record. NCBI's taxonomy places the organism in Eukaryota, Euglenozoa, Kinetoplastea, Trypanosomatida, Trypanosomatidae.